AUGACGUUCUCAAACCUUAAGGUUGGCAUCAUCGUUGCCAAUGAGAUUGCCCCCCGGCCAUGUUGUCUUGUGGGAAACUUGCAACUUGCACUGGUGGUGGUCAAUCUCUUGGAGAGGGAUGUGAGCAUCCAUGGUGCGCUGAUUCACGAUUCCAUCAUGUCCUAUCGUGCUGAGUUGGAAAAGAAGCACAUUGCAUUGGGUGUUGCACUGGAUGAUCUGCAGCUGACAAGCAUGGACCUGCUUUUGUGGAGGUCAUGUGCGAUGCCUCGGGGGAGCAAGCGCCUGCAGAACUUGGCAUCCCGGUCAGAUGAAGGUUCGGGUGUGGCCUCUGCUGCUGAUGGGCCACCUCGUGCUUUGGUGCAGAGUGCCUACCGCUUUGGAGAGCUCUUCGCGGGUGCUGCGAAUGUCACAUCUGCCAUGUAUUGGUUUGCUCCAUUGGGAAAUGUCGAGAAGGAUUGGGUGGCCCGAGGAAACCUCAUGGCAGCGAGGGUCACUCUGCUGGCGCACUUGGCCGUGGCACUGAACCACACAUUCAUUAUCGAACAGCCUGGCAGUGCAAAGUUCGGUGACCUUCCCUUUUGGAGAGUCUUUGUCGAGGAGUAUUGUUAUGUGGCUUGA
Molecule: messenger RNA, 618 nt
Organism: Symbiodinium sp. CCMP2456
Lineage: Eukaryota; Dinophyceae; Suessiales; Symbiodiniaceae
Source: the annotation of a GenBank genome assembly